UAUGUAUAAACGGAUCCCACUGCAUGCUGGGAGAUGUGGGGCACUAUGGGUAGCCCAGGAUCAAACAAUGACAACAGGUAUGAAUGAUACAUGCAUGUUGUCUAUGUUGUCAUGGUAAUACUAAUAGUUGUAUUUGCCCUCUCUGCUAUCCAUAUAGUGCCCUGCAUCUCCCAGCAGGCAAUGGCAUUCAUGAAAAUGUCUACUGUACCUAUACAGCCAACCUCCCCCAUAAACAUUAGCUGCUGAUGUUUUUGGUUAUAGUACAUGUCAGGCUCUUUCCUAACAGUCCCCGUGAAGGGAUCUGCAAAAUCUGCCAUGAGGGAGAGACAGCAGGCCAGCUGAUCUCUCCGUGCCAGUGUACCGGCUCUCUGGGCCUGGUGCACCGCUCCUGCAUCGAGCUGUGGAUGUCAUCCUCCGGCUCCACCACCUGCGAGAUCUGCAACCAGCAGUUUCCCAUCACAACCAAGUCUCGAUCCUUCCUCAAGUGGCUGAAGAACAAGGACAAUGCCAUGGAGAAGCGUACCUUCAUGGGGGACAUGGUGUGCUUUCUGUUCAUCACCCCCCUGGCCAGUGUCAGCGGCUGGCUGUGCCUGCAGGGCGCCAUCAACAACAUCAACCACAACAGCCCUACCGAGGCUGGGGGCCUCAUCGCUCUCAUGGUGGCUCUCUUCAUCAUCUACUUCUUCUGGUCCAUCGUGUCCAUCCGCUACCAUGUGACCAUGUGGCUGAAGUGGCGCAAGAAGAGCCCGGAGAUCCAGCUGAUCGACCUCGCUGUCCGCUGCACCAAGACCCCGACCCACAGCCCUGCACAGGUCCACGUCAACAAGAAGAAUCCUGAAACUGGCUUCUAAAUAUCACUCUUCCCUAAUGAUCAUGCUGCAGUCAAUUUUUUGAUUGGCAGUCAGAAGCUUGAUAAGACCACAUCCACACCAACCAUGGCUUCAACCACAAAUUUCAUAAGAAAAUGUCAGCAAAUGAUCUCUAAGGGAAGUUUCCACAAUCAAAUCUACUUGCUGUUUAUCAUUCAGUCUAACUUCUCACUCAGCCUAAAUUCAUUCGAUUUGCAUCAGUGAACAUGGCCUAUCUAUUACUGAAUGCAGCCUUAGAAAUGGUAGCAACUUAGCUCUUUAUGAACAGAAACUGUUCUUCAAAAAAAUUACAUAUCAAGUGGCUCUCAGAUAAAAAAGCAAGUUUUGAACAUCAUUUUUCUGAAACCAUUUCAACAUUGCAGACAUCUUUGUAGGGAGUAUGUGCUCAUAAAUGAAAAAGGGACCCCUUGUUACAGUUUUGAAAGAAAAUAGUACUGAAAAUAUCACAACCAGUGUUCGGGGAUGGCAUCCCAUCAGGCUAAUUGAUUAUAGGACUAAUCAUGGGAAUGAAAAAUGAAGAACAGGCAGUAAUGCAUUAACAUAUUUCUGUGCUCCAAUAAUUCGCUGGAAUCAAUAUAUGAUACUGUUAUACACAGUUGACUGUUAUUAUCAAAGACAGCCAAUCUAAAUUUGUUUCAUUUUUCAUGUACUACACCAGAUUCUCACAGU
Branchiostoma belcheri (Belcher's lancelet) is the source of this 1538-nucleotide messenger RNA. RefSeq names its product E3 ubiquitin-protein ligase MARCH3-like. NCBI's taxonomy places the organism in Eukaryota, Metazoa, Chordata, Leptocardii, Amphioxiformes, Branchiostomatidae. Gene Ontology annotation, biological process: protein ubiquitination. Gene Ontology annotation, molecular function: ubiquitin-protein transferase activity; zinc ion binding. The record is from RefSeq and is a predicted model, not a curated record.